GCCUCCUCUUCCUCCGCCAGAGUCAGGUCGAGCACGAGCGGUGACAGCGGCGGUUGAGGCAGGAGGGAUGGUCGGGUGGGAGAAAGGACUUCGGAUCCACUUUCAGCCGGGGAGCUGCUGGCUUGAGCAGGAAGAUGUUGAUAUCCCAGAUAGACGUGUUCUGAUCACAGGUGCCACUGGACUCCUGGGCAGAGCUGUGUAUAAGGAAUUUAAAUCAAAUAAUUGGAAUGCUCUUGGUUGUGGGUACAGUCGAGCUCGACCCCUGUUUGAGCAAGUUAAUCUUCUGGAUUCUGCUGCUGUUCAUAACCUAAUCCAGGAUUUUCAGCCUCAUGUGAUAAUACAUUGUGCGGCUGAGAGAAGGCCAGAUGUUGUAGACAGUCAACCAGAAUAUGCUUCUCAGCUCAAUGUGGCUGCUUCAGGAAACAUAGCAAAAGAAGCAGCUCAAGUAAGAGCAUUUCUGAUCUACAUUAGUACAGACUAUGUAUUUGAUGGAACCAAUCCUCCCUAUAAGGAGAAUGAUGCACCGAAUCCCCUAAAUCUUUAUGGCAAAACUAAACUAGAAGGUGAAAAGGCAGUUUUAGAAAAUAAUGAAGGUGCUGCUGUGCUUAGAAUUCCUAUUUUAUAUGGAGAAGUUGAACGCUUGGAAGAGAGUGCUGUGACAGUGAUAUUUGAUAAAGUGCAAUUCAAUAAUAAAUCAGCCAAUAUGGACCACUGGCAGCAGAGAUUUCCUACCUAUGCCAAGGAUGUAGCCAGUAUUUGCCGACAGCUAGCAGAGAAGAGAAUGCUGGAUCCAUCCAUAAAAGGAACAUUCCAUUGGUCUGGCAAUGAGCGGAUGACCAAAUUUGAAAUGGCACGUGCUAUGGCUGAUGCUUUCAACCUUCCCACUAGCCACUUGAGACCAAUUACAGAUAGCCCAGUAGUGGGUGCGCUCCGUCCCAAGGAUGCUCAGCUUGACUGUUCUAGACUACGGAUGUUGGGCAUUGGACAGCAAACACCAUUUCAAGUUGGGAUCAAGGAAUCUCUUUGGCCUUUCCUAACUGAUAAGAGAUGGAGACAGACUGUCUUCCAUUAAUUUGUAAAUAUUUUAGUGUAAGUAUGGUAUAAGGCACUUUUUUAAAAAAAAAUGGGGGGAAAAGAAUAGUUUUGUAUUGAACGUUCUAUGUUUCAAGUUUAAUUCAAUCAGGAAAAAUGGUCUUGCACUAGUGAAAUUGUAAGAGGCUCUGGCAAAAAGAAAAGAAAAAACUUUGAAGUGAUUGAUAUUUCUUUCUGCUAAAUAUCUAGUGAUCUGUGAUUACUACAGCCAUCAGUAACAGUUGAGAUGAGGAUGUCUUUCCUCAUUGCUGAGUUGUUCAUGCGUUUGCAGUUGCUAAAUGGAAUCUCCCUUGACAUUUGUUUCCCUACAUGCCAAAAAGAAAAAAAGAAGAAAUCAAAAUAAAGUACAGGAAUUUUCUGUUAAUGUUUUGAAGCUAUUCUGAUGCGAUUGAAAUUCUGGGAAGCAUUGAAAUUCGCUUUGGUUUAGUUAAGAUCAAAAUAUUCUGAAGUAACACAUUAUUUUUGUGCUGAAUGUGUAGUUUUGAUGCUUUGAAGUUUUCCACAAUGUUCUGCAUUCUAGAACUCUUGUAGUUUUAUAUUUGUACAAUACAGUUCACAUACCUUUCUCACAAUGCAUGCUUAUGUACGUGCACUGAUCUGCACAACUAGGCUCUCUUGGUGUGUCAGAGGCAUGAAAUGUGUCCAUUCUUCCUGCCUUUUCCUUCUUGGUGUUUAUCUUAAAUAUUUGUAUCCUGUAGAAUCCAGUAAUCUGUUAAUUAACUAUUAAAUCUCCUCAGUAAGCAACUAGUUUAUAUAUAAUAUCAGAAUCAUCUUGGUUUAGGUCAGACAAGAUGGAGUAAAAACAGUAUAAUUAUCCCUAGCUAUUUCUGCCCCAAAGCAUACAUUCAAGUGUGGUGGCUACAUUCGGUAUUUGUACUACCCUACUUUUGAAAACAAAAAGCUAAGCGUCUAGUGAGGAUAUUUAAAAUUAUUAAUGUUGCUUGGCAUAAAAAUCCAGUUUAACUAAGUUUACGUUUGUGUAUAUUCUGUGUUCUCACUUCAAUGAAGUGUUGGACUGUAUGUGUUUCAAACAGGCAUUCAACAUCAAACAAAACCCCCAAAGGCAGCUUCUCUUCACUUCCCACCCACGAACUCCGCCACCACUCCCUGACCUUUUAAGAUAAACAUCCAAGAAAAGACUACAAAUAAUCUUCUUCUGGGUUAUUUCCUUCUAAAGGUACCCAACUCUUAAGCAGCAGCAGUGCAAAUCUUAUAAUACUUUGAGGCCACUCUGUUAGUCCCUUCUCAUAAAAACAUAUUCUAACUUCGUCUUAGUCUGAAGUCUUGAUAUGUACUUGGUAAGUUAUAAAUACAAAAUGACAUUAAAGAUGUAUUACUGGUCUA
Molecule: messenger RNA, 2436 nt
Organism: Elgaria multicarinata webbii
Lineage: Eukaryota; Metazoa; Chordata; Lepidosauria; Squamata; Anguidae
Gene: MAT2B
Product: methionine adenosyltransferase 2 non-catalytic beta subunit
Exons: 7
Coding region: 68-1072 (334 amino acids)
Biological process (GO): S-adenosylmethionine biosynthetic process
Cellular component (GO): methionine adenosyltransferase complex
Molecular function (GO): methionine adenosyltransferase regulator activity
Source: RefSeq, a predicted model, not a curated record